This is a messenger RNA of Psammomys obesus (fat sand rat), 3708 nucleotides long. RefSeq names its product protein phosphatase 1 regulatory subunit 10 (gene Ppp1r10). Gene Ontology annotation, molecular function: metal ion binding. Lineage: Eukaryota; Metazoa; Chordata; Mammalia; Rodentia; Muridae. The record is from RefSeq and is a predicted model, not a curated record. The transcript is spliced from 20 exons. Gene Ontology annotation, cellular component: nucleus. Bases 666 to 3332 code for a protein of 888 amino acids.
UUCGCCGGGCCGGUCGCGGCGACUCGCAGGUUGCGCGGCGAGCGUCUCACGCCGGAGCGGUUUCGGGUGCGGUUUUUCCCGGCGUGCCCCCAGUGCGCAUGCGCCCGGCCGUCCCGACCAACCGAGGGUUGAAUUUUCUCGGAGAAAGACAGGCCGGCCAUCAGGAAAACAAACAAGCCUCAGCAACAUCUAAACCCUUGAAAGGAUCCUGAGAGAGGGGGGAAAGGGAAAACAGCGGCCACCAGCCCAUCCACUUGUGUCUUCUGCCCCCUUCCCACCUAUCUUGCCCACCCCACCAGCCCAUGCUGCUUGGGACUUGAAAUCUGUGGCCGAAGGACCGUCACCACAUAACUUCAAAAAUAAUCAACCACCCUCCUUGCCCAAACCCACCCAAUCGCACUCAUCCAGCAUUUCCUUUUUGGAAUCCACUCAGAAUUUUUUUUUCAACGACCCCCCCUCCCUAAAUGGAGUUGGGUGGGGGGAUUAUGAAUACUGAGUUGGUCGUUACUUUUUUAAGAGACUUUUUGAUCCAAUGAGGCCCCCCAAGUAACUUGAGUUUGGGUCCUGGUUGGUUGUUUUAUUUUUUUUUCCUCCAUAAUUUUACCCAUCCCCCCCCCUGAGCCCGAGGUGCUGACGUCGCAAAAAAAUUGGAUAAAACCAUCAUCAUGGGUUCGGGUCCCAUAGACCCCAAAGAACUUCUCAAGGGUCUGGAUAGCUUCCUUACUCGGGAUGGAGAAGUGAAGAGUGUGGAUGGGAUUUCCAAAAUCUUCAGUCUGAUGAAGGAAGCACGAAAGAUGGUGAGUCGGUGUACGUACCUGAACAUCCUCCUGCAGACCCGCGCCCCAGAAGUGCUGGUCAAGUUCAUUGAUGUUGGCGGCUACAAGCUCCUGAACAACUGGUUAACAUACUCAAAGACGACCAACAACGUUCCUCUCCUGCAGCAGCUCCUGCUGACCCUGCAGCACCUCCCGCUCACCGUGGACCAUCUCAAGCAGAACAACACUGCAAAACUAGUGAAGCAGCUGAGCAAGUCAAGCGAGGACGAAGAGCUCCGGAAGUUGGCAUCAGUCCUUGUCAGUGACUGGAUGGCUGUCAUCCGUUCCCAGAGUAGCACACAGCCUGCGGAGAAAGAUAAGAAAAAAAGAAAAGAAGAGGGGAAAAGUCGAACCCUGCUUCCUGAGCGACCUUUGACGGAAGUCAAGGCUGAAACCCGGGCUGAGGAUGCCCCUGAGAAGAGGAAGGAGAAGCCCAAGUCACUUCGAACCACCGCACCCAGUCAUGCCAAGUUCCGUUCCACUGGGUUAGAGCUCGACACGCCAUCCCUGGUGCCUGUUCGGAAGAGCCCCAGCACUGUGGCAGUGUCGGACAAGUACAAUCUGAAGCCCCUUCCCCUCAAGCGCCAGAGUGCCACCACUGCUCCAGGCGACACCGCCCCACCUGCAGAGAAGAAGUACAAGCCCCUCAACACGACCCCCAAUGCCACCAAAGAGAUCAAAGUGAAGAUCAUCCCCCCUCAGCCUAUGGAGGGCCUGGGUUUUCUGGAUGCUCUCAAUUCAGCCCCUGUCCCAGGCAUCAAAAUUAAGAAGAAGAAGAAGGUUCUGUCCCCUACGGCUGCCAAGCCCAGCCCUUUUGAAGGGAAAACAAGCACUGAGCCAAGUGCGGCCAAACCCUCCUCCCCAGAGCCAGCACCGCCUGCUGAGCCCAUGGACACGGACCGCCCUGGAACCCCAGUGCCACCCGUCGAGGUUCCGGAGCUAAUGGAUGCAGCCUCUUCAGAACCAGGAGCUCUGGAUACCAAGCCUGUGGAGAGCCCUGGAGAUCCCAGCCAGCUGACUCGGAAGGGCAGAAAGAGGAAAACUGUGACAUGGCCUGAGGAGGGCAAGCUGAGGGAGUAUUUCUACUUUGAACUGGAUGAAACUGAGCGAGUGAACGUGAACAAGAUCAAGGACUUUGGUGAGGCGGCUAAGCGUGAGAUACUGUCAGACCGACAUGCUUUUGAGACAGCCCGACGAUUAAGCCAUGACAACAUGGAAGAGAAAGUGCCUUGGGUGUGUCCCCGGCCUCUGGUUCUGCCCUCCCCUCUUGUCAUCCCUGGAAGCAAUAGCCAGGAGCGAUACAUCCAGGCUGAGCGGGAAAAAGGCAUCCUUCAGGAGCUCUUCCUGAACAAGGAGAGUCCUCAUGAGCCUGACCCCGAGCCGUAUGAGCCCAUACCCCCCAAGCUCAUCCCCUUGGAUGAGGAGUGCUCCAUGGAUGAGGCACCGUAUGUUGAGAGCCUGGAGCCUGGAGGGUCUGGUGGUUCACCUGACGGAGCGGGUGGCUCCAAGCUGCCUCCAGUUCUGGCCAAUCUUAUGGGAAGCAUGGGAGCUGGGAAGAGCCCCCAGGGCCCUGGAGGAGGAGGCAUCAACGUCCAGGAGAUCCUCACCUCCAUCAUGGGCAGUCCAAACAGCCACCCUUCAGAGGAACUGCUGAAGCAGCCAGACUACUCAGACAAACUCAAGCAGAUGCUGGUGCCACAUGGGCUCCUGGGUCCUGGUCCUGUGGCCAAUGGCUUCCCGCCAGGAGGCCCCGGGGGUCCCAAGGGCAUGCAGCAUUUCCCCCCAGGUCCUGGAGGGCCCAUGCCAGGUCCCCAUGGAGGCCCUGGUGGACCGGUGGGUCCACGUCUCCUGGGUCCCCCACCCCCUCGGGGAGGUGAUCCCUUCUGGGAUGGCCCAGGUGACCCCAUGCGAGGUGGCCCAAUGCGUGGGGGUCCAGGACCAGGCCCUGGACCAUACCAUAGAGGCCGAGGAGGUCGUGGAGGAAAUGAGCCACCACCGCCCCCUCCAUUCCGAGGAGCCAGAGGAGGUCGUUCUGGAGGAGGACCCCCAAAUGGCCGAGGGGGUCCUGGUGGAGGAGGCAUGGUUGGAGGAGGUGGACACCGCCCCCAUGAUGGUCCUGGUGGGAGCAUGGGCAGCAGCAGUGGACACCGCCCACAUGACGGCCCUGGUGGAGGAAUGGGCACUGGACAUCGCUCCCAUGAUGGCCCUGGCGGGAACAUGGGUGGAAGUGGUGGACAUCGUCCCCAUGACGGCCCUGGACACGGGGGACCCCAUGGCCACCGGUCACAUGAUGUUCCUAGUCAUCGAGGCCACGACCAUCGAGGGCCACCUCAUGAGCACCGUGGCCAUGAUGGCCAUGGGGGAGGUGGCCACCGAGGGCACGAUGGAGGCCACAGUCACGGAGGAGACAUGUCAAACCGCCCCGUGUGCAGACAUUUCAUGAUGAAGGGCAAUUGCCGCUAUGAGAACAACUGUGCCUUCUACCAUCCGGGGGUCAAUGGGCCCCCACUGCCCUAGGCCCGCUGCCCUCCCUCACCCACUCGGUUAUGGCUUCUGUGAGGCCCACUUCCCUUUUCCCCAGCUGAUGAGGAGCCGGCCCCCUCAGUUCCCACCUGCUUGGGUUCCUGGGGGUCUCUGAUUACUGGUGCACAUUGAUGUACAUAUCCCCUCCAGUCUGGAGAGGAGAGAGACUGGACUCUUGCUGGACUGCCGAGAUGGCUGGCUUCACUCUGUGAGGAGAUUGCCCUGUGCCCCAGACCCUUCCAGUAUUAGCCCCGAUGCCUGAGAACCCAAAGCUGGUCCCCCGGAGACGGGACUGAGCUGCUCAGCUGCUCUUAGGAAACCAUCCCAGCCAAGCUCACUGCUCCCCAGGGUGAGGGGCGGGGACGGGUAA